CGGGCACGCCGCCGCCGAGCCCACCGGUGCCACCGAGCCCGCCGGCGGCGGGCACCGACCCGCCGCUGAGUCGCCGCCGGGAGCUGCGGAGCGCAGCCCACCAGGAGCAUGGCCCAGCCAGAGAGCAAGCUGGUGUCCCCGCCGGUGGCACCCUCGUCCCCCGAGCUGGAGUGCCACAUCUGCUACAGCCGCUUCGACGCCCGUGCCCGCAGGCCCAAGCUGCUCCGCUGUGGCCAUCGCCUCUGUGCCCGCUGCCUGCGCAGGAUUGUUCCCCCGGGGGACACUUCAACCCCCCAGCUCCGCUGCCCCUUCUGCCGCCAGCACAGCCCGGUGCCGGGCGGGGACGUGCAGCAGCUGCAGGAUGACUGUGAGGCACUGGCGCUGCUGACAGGCCGUGAACGGGCCAAGAAACGGGGCCCGCCCCUCUCUCCUGAGGUACUCCUUUGCCCCAGCGUGCUGGAGCCCACAUCCAGCCCCGACUGCCUGGUUGUCACCAUCCUGGAGGUGCCAGAGGACGUAGCCCCACCGGAGAGCCUGGGCAGGCUGGAGGUGGUGCGGCUGUACCGCCCCACGAGCCUGGGUGCCCUGCCCUGCCACGGCCCCGGGCAGAAGUGGCGCUCCUGGGGCUGGCAAGCCAUCCCCCGCUUCAUUCUGGGCGUCCUCUGCCUCCUCUACUUCAGCUCCCUGCCCUUCGGCAUCUACCUCCUGCUCAUCGAGCACCACAGCCUGGGCAUCAUCCUGGUCAGUCUUGUGCCCUCCACCCUCCUCCUCUGCAUUGUCUACAGCCUCUGCCAGUGCCUGUGCCUGGAGGUCUUUGGGUUCCCCCACUCCUGACCCUGCACAGCCACCCCCUGUGCCUGAGCCAGGCCGGAUUUGGGUUCCUUGAGGUACACACGUCCUCUGACCCACAGCAUGCUCCGCCUGGGCCACGGGGAGAAGCUCAGUGCCUGGUGCCUUCCCGUGCAGAGCAGCACUGUCUUUUCCAUGUGGGUGCUCACACUGGCUGGAGCAGCUGCAGGAGCUCGUGUCAGCCUACAAGCAUUUGGGCCAGACCUCGGCUCUUGCCCUCCUCCACAGCAGACAAAGAGCAGGAGCCAGGAGGACACCGAUGCCAGCAGAGUGCUGGGCACUGCAGCC
Passer montanus (Eurasian tree sparrow) is the source of this 1137-nucleotide messenger RNA. RefSeq names its product E3 ubiquitin-protein ligase RNF182-like. The coding region runs from base 109 to 834 and encodes 241 amino acids. The transcript has 2 exons. NCBI's taxonomy places the organism in Eukaryota, Metazoa, Chordata, Aves, Passeriformes, Passeridae. The record is from RefSeq and is a predicted model, not a curated record.